Larimichthys crocea (large yellow croaker) is the source of this 6146-nucleotide messenger RNA. It is a transcript of the gene adamts5, whose product is annotated as ADAM metallopeptidase with thrombospondin type 1 motif, 5 (aggrecanase-2). NCBI's taxonomy places the organism in Eukaryota, Metazoa, Chordata, Actinopteri, Sciaenidae. Bases 348 to 3275 code for a protein of 975 amino acids. The transcript is spliced from 8 exons. Gene Ontology annotation, biological process: extracellular matrix organization; proteolysis. Gene Ontology annotation, molecular function: zinc ion binding; metalloendopeptidase activity. The record is from RefSeq and is a predicted model, not a curated record.
GGAGUGGUGAUUGAGCGCAAAAGGGGGCAGGACUUUUUCUCUCCGGGUCCUAUUAAGAGCAAACUUUGUGUUUUUGUUCUCCAAGUUCAGCUCAGUGCGCUCCAGCCUGCACACAGCUCCUCUCUGCUGCUCUUUUUCUUUUUCCGUUUUUUCUUUCUCCUUCUUCUUCUUCUUCAAUGGUUUUGUUUGCUCGCCUCUUGGUUUCUCCUGCGCGUGUUUUCAUGGGGGAUUUGGACACCGGGAGGAUGCGCUUUUUGUUGGAACACAUACCCAAAGUUGUCUCUUCGGCUAUUUCGGGGUUCUUUUAGUGGAUACAUACAUAGAUGUUCCUCGGGUUGGAAUGAACAAUGGUGCGGCUCCUUGGUGCUCUGACCGAGGUCAUGCUUUGGUUUCGGCUUCUGUUGUUGUGCGUCGUGGAGUUGGAGCUUGGAGCCGGGCUUUCUACUUUCCAGGGUUUCUAUCUUCCACCUGCGAACGGGUCGCUUCUCACACCUGCCCGGAGGACAGACGGGGUCGUGCGGACCAUUGACCGGAUUUAUCACGGAGGAGGAAAGGUGGGCUACCUGGUGUACCUGGAUGGGAGCCGGUUUCAGCUGGACAUGGAGAGGGAUGAGUCGGUGCUGUCGCAUCAUUUCAGCCCCCAGUAUGUGCUCGCUAUGAUGGGGGACAGCUCCGCGCCUUUACAGCGGGAGUGCGCGUACCGAGGGACAGUGGACUCCAACCCGGAGUCCCUGGCGGUCUUGAACCUCUGCGGAGGGGGUCUCGAGGGCUUCUUCGCCGUGAGCCACACACGCUACACCAUCACACCUAUCAUCAGGGCGAAGGGACACGAGCACGACGUGCGCGCCCUGCAGGACAAGGACGCGGAGAGCGCGCUCCACGUGUUCACGCGCGAGAGUUUCAGCUUCGAGGCGAUGCGCGAAGGGCGCGAGAGCUGCGGGACACGCGACGGGCGCAGAGGACGCAGGGAUGCGGCGGGGAAACGCCGGCACAGAGGCCGAGGGAAGGGGAGACGGGACAGAGUGGGACUCGCAGCGGAGGGCGCAGACGAGCAUGGCGCACACGGGCGCAAAUGGUGGAGCCAACUCGCCAAAGCUGCUGCUGCUGCUCCGGAGCACGGCGCGCGGCGCAAGAGGUCGGUAUCACGCGCCAGACACGUGGAGCUGCUCCUGGUGGCAGACGACACCAUGACCAAGAAAUACGGCAAGGACUUGAACCACUACCUGCUCACACUGGCUUCCAUCGCAUCCAAGCUGUAUGGGCACGCCAGCAUCGAGAACCCUAUCCGGCUGUCGGUGGUGAAAGUGACCACGGUGACCGAGAAGGAGAAGGGACUGGAGGUGUCCAAGAACGCGGCUGCGACGCUGAAGAGCUUCUGCAAGUGGCAGAACCAACAAAACCCGCUGGAUGACGACCACCAGCACCACCACGACGCCGCCAUCCUCUUCACCAGGCAGGACCUCUGCGGCCACCACUCCUGCGACACCCUGGGCAUGGCGGACGUCGGCACCAUCUGCUCUCCGGAGAGAAGCUGCGCCGUCAUCGAAGACGAUGGUCUUCACGCUGCGUUUACCGUUGCUCAUGAGAUAGGUCACCUGCUCGGCUUGUCCCACGACGACUCCAAGUUCUGCGAGGAGCGCUUCGGAGUUAACAGCGACAAGCGGCUCAUGUCGUCCAUCCUCACCUCCAUCGACGCCUCCAAACCGUGGAGCCGCUGCACCUCGGCCACCAUCACCGACUUCUUUGACGAUGGCAACGCCGAAUGUCUCCUAGACUCUCCUCGCCAGCCCCUGCUGGGCCCCGAAGAGCUCCCGGGGCAGAGCUACGACGCCGUCCGCCAGUGUCGCCUGGCCUUCGGCCCCGAGUACACGGUCUGCCCGGGCAUGGACGUGUGUUCUCGACUUUGGUGCGCCGUCAUUCGCCAGGGACAGAUGGUGUGUCUGACCAAGAAGCUGCCAGCUGUGGAGGGGACGCCGUGCGGGAAGGGACGCAUCUGCCUGCAGGGGAAGUGCGUGGACAAGACCCGCAAGAGGCACUACUCGGCGUCCAACCACGGCAGCUGGAGCUCCUGGGGUCCUUGGGGUGCGUGCUCCAGAACUUGCGGAGGCGGCGUGCAGUUCGCCCAACGUCUGUGCAACAACCCGCCGCCACGGAACAACGGGCGUUACUGCACGGGCAAGAGAGCCAUCUAUCGGUCCUGCAACGUCACACCGUGUCCACCAUCAAAUAAGAGUUUCCGUCAGGAGCAAUGUGAGGUGCGCAACGGUCCCCAGACAGAUCCUAAAGGGGUGAAGACAUUUGUUGAGUGGGUGCCUAAGUACGCAGGAGUCCUCCCUAAAGAUGUGUGCAAGUUAACCUGCCGAGCAAAAGGAACAGGAUACUACGUGGUGUUCUCUCAGAGGGUGGUAGACGGGACAGAGUGUCGUCCUUACAGCAGCUCGGUGUGCGUGAAAGGGAAAUGUGUACGGACGGGCUGCGAUGGCAUCAUCGGCUCCAAGCUCCAGUUUGACAAGUGUGGUAUAUGUGGAGGCGACAGCACGGGAUGUAUACGUGUUGUGGGCAACUUCACCAAGAAGAGUAAGGGCUACACUGAUGUGGUGAAGGUCCCUGCAGGCUCCACCCACCUCAAGGUACGUCAGCACAAGGCCAAAGACCAGACCCGUUACACCGCCUACCUGGCCCUCCGACGGGCCAGUGGAGAGUACCUCCUCAACGGCAAGUUCAUGAUCUCCACCUCCGAGACAAUCAUCCCACUCAAUGGCUCUGUGCUCAACUACAGUGGCUGGAGCCAAAGGGAUGAGUGGCUUCACAGCAUGGGUCCCGGGGCCCUCCAAGAAGCUUUGAUGAUCCAGAUUUUAGCGACAGAUGUUAAAAAGCCCUUGGAUGUUCGUUAUAGUUUUUUCAUGCCCCGCCGGACAGCCCCUCAACAGCCGUCAGCUCCGAUCAUCCCCAACCCAAAGCCAACCCCUGUGCGCAGCACCACAACAAUCUCAACCACAACGAGAACCACCACCACCACCACCAGUAGUACCACUACAUCUUCCUCCGCUCCCCCUUUCCUGAUCCCAGGACGACCUACAGCUCCAGGUCCCUCCACCCCACCCCCAGGGCCUCAGUGGGUAACAGGGUCCUGGAUGACGUGCUCCAGAACUUGUGACACUGGCUGGCAGAGCCGGACAGUCCAAUGUAAGGACCGGGAUGGGAAACUGUCCAAGGGCUGCGUGCUAGGCUCCCGCCCCUCCGCCUUCAAACACUGUCUGGUGAAGAAAUGUUGAGGCGGCACGAGAGGAAAAAAAUAUUCCUAAGACAAGAUACAAUUUGUAGGAAGAAGUUUUAAUUUGUACAUCUGAUAAAGUCUCAAGUGCUGGAUGUAGGACUAUGGACCAAUGAAUUUAAAACAUAGAACCUUAAUCAGGACUGUGAAUGUUGGCUAAAAGCCUGGACCAAACCCACAGAGACUCAGAGACAGAUUGGCAUGGAUGUACCUGACUAUAUGCCAGAGGAAUGUCCUGAAAUAUAGUAGCCAUGCAGAGCACAAGUAGGACGGAGGACAGUUUCCGUAUGAUAAUGACAAGUAUGGCCCUGGCAUAGCUAAGGACUUAAAUUGCAUGUCAUUUCCACGUGGACAGUAACUGAUUGUCUUUACGUCUGUGUCGCCGUGUAAUGGCAUGCGUGUUGUGUUGUUUUUGUUUUUUAUGCUAUUCCAUGUGUUGUAAUCACUGUGGGGAUUUGAAAGUUGCAUCCCCUUUGUCUUUUGUGUCCGAGACAAGAGCCCCUACGAUGGGAAGCACUCGUAGUCGUCAUUUCCGUCUGCAGGGUAGCCCUGUUCCAUGACUGUGAUACUGUGUUGCACAGUCCUGGAUCUCCCAUAACUUGGACAUUUGAGUGACUGGCGGCUCAGAAGAAUGUUGUAAAAAAAAAAUACAUACUCACUAAAUGUAAGCUGUGCUAAAGAAAAAGCUUAAUUUACUUCCAGUUUAGAACAAUGCAAAACCAUAUUUUCCGUUAAGCUACUUGAGUGUAUCUCGGUAGCAGUGCUAUCACUGGUGCUGGAGUCUCUCAGUGACUGAAAUGUCCAGGUUACAGGAUGUAAAUACCUAUGACAGUCCUGGAUCAGGGUUACCCAUAUCCCCUGACAAUAAGCGUUCUUUAUUUGACUCAUCUGUCCAGCUGAAAACCAGAAAAGAAUACAAGGAGAAGGGAAGACUGAGUUUUCUCAUUGUGACAACCAAUAGGUCGAAACCAUUCAAAGCAACGGUGACUUUCACGACCAGCGAUGAACCGUUGCAUCAGAUCCAUGCGGUCUAUGUGCAGGUUCUUCAGAAGUUGAGGAUACAUUUCUUACUUCUUGAGUAUCAAUCGUACUGAAACUGAUAAUCACCUGUACAGCGUAGAAACAGCAGCGUGGUGUGACGGGAGCACGACAAACUUUUCAACAGUUAAAACUGACAAAGGGGCAAAGUGACCACGACACUCCUUAACAUUUAUGGAGGUUAACAAUGACUCACAGGUUUGGAGUGAUGCUUGAUUUUUUUUUUUUUCAUGUGUAUGUGUGUGUGUGUGUGUGUUUAUGUGCAUGUUAUGUGCUAGCACAUACAUGUAGCCAGGCCUGUGUUUUAAGAUCAUGCAGUAUGUACCAGGAACAUGUAUUUUUGUCCUUUACUGCAUCUUGAAGCUUCUUCACUCUCAGUCUUGUUUGUAUCAAUCAUUAAGCUGGUGCUUUCGGAGGAGGUUUUGUUUGUUUGUCUGUUUAGGAAGCAAUGCUAAUAUGACAAUGUGUGCCCUGGAUACUCGCAACAACCGCAAGGGAGAUACUAAUGCAGUCAUGUCCUUUUGCAAUUCAACUCGUGCUUUAUUUUUCAUCACUCAUUCUCUAUUUUACUACUUUACAUCCCGCAUUUCAAAAUGAUUGUUUGGACCUGUUUCUAGCACUGAUGGGUGGGGUUUGCCACAUUACAACAAAUCAAGGGUUUUCCUCUUACAUCCAGUGGAAUCUAGCCAUGCAGAUACUUGUGGUUUCAUUCGUCCAAAUUUUAAGAUAUCAAUCUGGUGCCUCCAGCCCAACAGUACAAAUGGUUUAGCUUUAAAAAAAUAUAUUGAAUUUUCAGCAUAAACUUGUCAUACCAGAAACAAUUCCUCUGUUACUUCAGACAAUCCGCAGACCUCACUGCCAGCAAUUUCCUUGGAACAAAUUUCUACCAAAGAAAGAGUCCCUAUUACUUCUUGGUGGAGUCUGCAAAGUAAGGUUGCUGCUAUUGUAAAGAAAUACACUUUUCCUUGCAGAGAGAAGCAGGUGAGAAGAUUUAUACAACUUCCAUGGAUGUCCUUGAAGUAUGAAGCCAGGAAAUGGCUCGCGUAAUUAGGCAUAAAGACUGGAAGCAAGUGGAAACCACGAGCCUGACUCUGUCCAAAGAUUAAAAAAUAUGCCUGACAACACCUCAAGUUCACUGAUUAACACGUUACAUCUUGUUUUACAUCUUACAUAUGUGAGUAUGGUAUCAAUCUUCUCAUCUAACUCUCAAGAAAGUUGUUGUAUUAAACUAAGCAAUCUGCACGAGACACCACUAGGUUGAAGUGAGGAAACCUUACCCUUUAAAAUCCCCUCACCAAAUCUCACAGUAUCAAGCUUUAACUCAUUCUUUUGCUCACCUCAACUCAAUAACCUCAACUCUCUUGAAUGGUAAUCAUCAAAGUGACGUUGAUUACACACCUAGUGGACUCUUUAAAAUACCUUCCUGUAAUUGUGUUGAACUUUUCUGGCACCUGUUGCAUGUUCCUGUGUGGCAAACCUCACCCGUCUGGCAUCCGUGCAGGAGAAAACAAAGCACGACCUGCAUCAACAUACCACUCGCAACAUGUUCUCUCUUCUUCCCCUCACACACUCAGAUUUAUUUACAUUAUGUAGACAUUUUUGUACAAUGAAUAGAUCAUAUAUGUGUAUUCAACCAUAUUUACACAGAAAUGUACACGUAAAGACACACCAUCAUUUCCACGGUAUUUAUGUAUUUCAGAAAGCCUCACACACACACUUCAUACACACACUCAACGUACUCUGACUCCUCGCUGAACGACAGAAACACAGCACUGAACUUGUAAUUUAUUGUUUGUACAACUGGUAUGUGUGAAUAAAAAAACAAUGAGAUGAG